Mesoplodon densirostris (Blainville's beaked whale) is the source of this 1554-nucleotide messenger RNA. RefSeq names its product succinyl-CoA:3-ketoacid coenzyme A transferase 2, mitochondrial-like. Gene Ontology annotation, biological process: ketone body catabolic process. The record is from RefSeq and is a predicted model, not a curated record. Lineage: Eukaryota; Metazoa; Chordata; Mammalia; Artiodactyla; Ziphiidae. Gene Ontology annotation, cellular component: mitochondrion. Gene Ontology annotation, molecular function: succinyl-CoA:3-oxo-acid CoA-transferase activity.
AUGGCAGCUCUGCGGCUCCUGGAGUCUGCGCUCGGGCGCCGGGUCCCCGCCGGCCGCUCGGUGCCCGCGCUGGCGACGGGCGGUGUGUGCGGCUUCGCCAGCAGCGCCCGCGCGCGUGCCAAGUCCUACGCGGACCCCGUGGAGGCCGUGAGAGACAGCGCGAGGAUCAUGGUCCGGGGCUUCGGCCUCUGCGCGAUCCCGGAGAGCCUGAUAGGGGCGCUGCUCAAACACGUGAAGGACUUGACCGUGGUCAGCAGCAACGUGGGGGAGGGGAAUUUCGGGCUCGGCCUUUUGCUGGGGACCAAGCAGAUCGCCCGCAGCGUCUGCUCGUACUUGGGGAAGAACUCGCUCUGCGAGCACCGGUACCUGGCGGGCGAGCUGGAGCUGGAGAUCUCGCCCCAAGGUACCCUGGCCGAGCGCAUCCGCGCGGGGGGCGCCUGCGUGCCCGCCUUCCACACCCCCACGGCCUACGGAACCCUGGCCCAGGAGGGCGGCGCACCCAGCAAGUACUUAGAGGACGGCCACAUCGCCAUCCUGAAUCAGCCCAGGGAGGUGAGGGAGUUCCACGGACAGCACUACCUUCUGGAGCACGACGUCACGGCCGAUUUUGCUUUGGUGAAAGGGUGGAAGGCCGACCCGGCAGGAAACGUCAUCUUCAGGGCCAGCGCCAGGAACUUCAACGUGCCCAUGUGCAAAGCUGCGAGAACCUCAGUGGUGGAGAUUGAAGAAAUUGUGGACCUGGGGUCGUUUGCCCCAGAGGACAUCCAUGUUCCUAACGUUUACUUAGAUCGAGGAAUACAGGGGGAAAAAUAUGAGAAACGAAAUGAGCGUUUGGGCUUACCUGGUGGCGCAGUGGUUGAGAGUCCGCCUGCCGAUGCAGGGGACACGGAUAAUAUAAGGACACGGGUCAUCAAGCAGGCAGCUCUUGAAUUUGAGGACGGCCUGUAUGCCAAUUUGGGCAUAGGAAUCCCUCUUCUGGCCACCAGCUACAUCAGCCCCAGUAUAACCGUUCAUCUUUUCAGUGAAAAUGGAAUCUUGGGCUCGCGUCCGUUUCCACUGAAAGAGGAGGUGGACGGAGAUCUCAACAAUGCGGGCAAGCAAACAGUCACCCUUCUUCCUGGGGGCUGUUUUUUCUCCAGCGAUGAAUCAUUUGCCAUGAUUCGAGGGGGACACAUCGACCUAACCUUGCUGGGAGCCACGCAGGUUUCCAAAUACGGUGACCUGGCUAACUGGAUGAUACCUGGCAAGAAGGUGAAAGGAAUGGGGGGUGCGAUGGAUCUGGUGUCCAGAACCGAGACCAGAGUGAUGGUCACCAUGGAGCACUGCACCAAGGCUAAUGAACCCAAAAUUUUGGAGAAAUGCACCAUGCCGCUGAAUGGAAAGCGGUGUGUGGACUGAAUCAUCACCAAGAAGGCCGUGUUUGACAUGCACAGGAAGGGACUGACCCUGAUCGAGCUCUGGGAUGGCCUGAUGGUGGAGGACAUCAAAAAAAGCACGGGGAGCACCUUUACCAUCUCCCCGAAUCUCAGACCCAUGCAGCAGGUCAAAACCUAG